UAUCCACGAACACCCAAGAAAAAGGAUCAAACAACACACAGUAUGACCUCUCAGGAUGCAAUUGAACGCUUGGUGAAGAAAGUCAUUGUCACACAUGGAACCAUUGUCACGCAGAAGGCCAAUCCCAGACCAAAGCGUCUCCGCACUUCCCCCAUAGAUCAUUACUACAUCGCCAAGUAUUCUCGUGAAAGCUUUGAUCUCACAGCUUGGUUAGUAGAUUUGGCCAAUGAUCCAGCAGUUAAGAACUUCAUCCCUCGCCUGAAAGACCAUUUGCUUGCCCGCCUCCGUGAGCUUGAAUAUAAUGGUGAUGAAUACAACUUUUCCGAUGAAGACCGCGACUCUGUCCUCAUUGGUGAGAACAAGCUAUUCCAGCAUAGCACAUUG
Molecule: messenger RNA, 384 nt
Organism: Suillus subalutaceus
Lineage: Eukaryota; Fungi; Basidiomycota; Agaricomycetes; Boletales; Suillaceae
Exons: 2
Source: RefSeq, a predicted model, not a curated record